Messenger RNA from Brassica oleracea var. oleracea, 739 nucleotides. RefSeq lists its product as uncharacterized. The record is from RefSeq and is a predicted model, not a curated record. Bases 110 to 709 code for a protein of 199 amino acids. Lineage: Eukaryota; Viridiplantae; Streptophyta; Magnoliopsida; Brassicales; Brassicaceae. The transcript has 4 exons.
UCUUAAAAGGACGACCAAAAAGGUCUGAGAAGAGUCUACAAAGGUACCGUUAACAGUAGCAUAUACGAGAAAGUUCAAGAAUUCGUUGGAGCCUGUAAGCAGAGUGGUGAUGGGAGACGAGGGUUGGAGAAAGAUUAGACUUUUAUGCCCCUCUGUAUCGAAGAUUAUCGACUGGGUUGCUUGGAACGAUCAGAAACUCGACUUUAAGUCUAUAGCCGCAGCGUUUGGGCUCGAACCGUCGACGGUGAAGCUCAAUGGUCACUUCAUAAGCAGAGAUAAUGAUUUAGUCGCUUCUUGUGUGACGUGGAAGUCUUUGCUCGCUUUCUUCUCAGCUAAAGGCUUGUCUACUGGUAAAGACGGAGCUGGUGCUCUCCUAGUUGACGGCAAGCUCUCUAGAGUCGGUACCAAAAGAGCAUACUCUGGUUCUCAAGAGGACAUAACCAUCAACAAUCUUGGUCUAAACAGAAACAAGAAGUUGAAAGAUAAGUGUUCAGGUGAUGAACCUCUGCUCUCUGGAAGCAACAAGAGAAAACUCUUGUCUGAAGAUAUGCACUCACUCAAGAAACUAAAACUCAAUAUGGGUGAUAGCUCAGGAAGACAAAGUGAAAUCGGCAAAACGCCAUUAAAAUGCAGUUUCACUAGUGAUGGUCUCAAGAGGACAAGAGAAGAUGAUAUGAUUGCGUCCACAUCUCGUAAGAAGAUAAGAUAGAGAAGUACUAUGUAAAAGCAGAGCAUGGUG